CGGAGCCUGGGCCGCCCGGACCGGCGGAGCGGCUGCGGCGGCAGACGGGCGGAGGCAGGAUGGAGGUGUGGAGCGCCGCCGCCGCCGCCGCCGCGCUGCUGCUGGUCGCUCUGGGCUGGAGACUCCGCCGGGGCCUCCGGGGCGUCCCGCGGGGCCUGCUGCGGGGCCUCCUGUGGCUCCUCCUGUGGGCCGCCCUCUGGGCCGGCGCCGCAGCUUUCACCACCUGCAGCCUGUUCCUGUCUCAGAACCCGGACCUGGUCUGGGUUCUGCUGCUGGGCGGCCUGGUGGUCUGCUGGGAGGAGGAGGAGCUGCAACCUGAUAGGACGGUUCUGCUGACAGGCUGCGACUCGGGCUUCGGCCACGCCCUGGCGGUGACCCUGAGCCAGCGGGGCCUGACGGUGUUCGCAGGCGUGCUGGACGCGGACGGAGACGGCGCCCGGCGGCUCCGGGACCGGCGCUGCGACCGGCUGCAGGUGCUGCAGCUCGACGUGACCGACCAGCGGCAGGUGGAGGCGGCGCGCAGCUACGUCGGAGCGCGGGUGGCCGACGCAGGUCUCUGGGCCCUGGUGAAUAACGCCGGCGUGCUGCUGUGUCCCACCGACGCCGAGCUGCAGCCGCUGGACGACUACCAGCGCUGUCUGGACGUCAACUUCCUGUCUGCCGUCAGGAUGACUCAGCACUUCCUGCCGCUGCUGCGGCGCUCCGGAGGACGCAUCGUCAACGUGUCCAGCCUGGCAGGGAACGUCCCCAUGCCGAUGUUCGCCGCCUACGGCGCGUCGAAGGCGGCGCUCGCCAUGUUCUCGGAGGUUCUGCGGCAGGAGAUGUGGGCGUGGGGCGUGCGGGUGUGUGUGGUGCAGCCGACGGCCUUCAGAACCGGGAUCUAUGGCGACUCGGAGUCGGCGAGCCGCCACGCCCGCCGCCUGCUGGCCGCCGCUUCCGCCGAGGCCAGAGAGGAUUAUGGGUCGGAGUACAUCGCGGGUCUGCCGCUGGCGCUGGGCCAGAUGUCCCGCCUCUCGGCGGUGGACUUGACCCCCGUGGUGGACGACGUGGUCCACGCCCUGCUGUCGCCCAGGCCCCGCCCCCUCUACACGCCGGGGCACAUGGGAGGGCUGCUGCCCGUCCUGUACCGCUGCUGCCCCACUUCCUGGUUCGAUUCCCUCGUCAGUCGCCUGAACUACAGGAAACCGGCCGCGCAAAGACAGUCGUCCCCGUAACACAACCGCACAGGACCGCACAGGACUGCACAACGUUACACUACAGCACACAACUUUACACAACACCGCACAAUGCUACACUAUACCAUACAACGCAACACCUCACAACGCUACACUAUAUCGUACAACGCUACGACGCACUGCACGUUACAGAACGCCACACAACACUACACCGCACAACACUACAACGCACAACGCUACACCGCACAACGCUACACCGCACAAUGCUACACUGCACAACACUACACUACACUGCCCAACACUACACCGCACAACGCUACACCGCACAACGCUACACCGCACAAUGCUACACUGCACAACACUACACUACACUGCCCAACACUACACCGCACAACGCUACACCGCACAACGCUACACCGCACAACACUACACUGCACAACACUACACUACACUGCCCAACACUACACCGCACAACGCUACACCGCACAACGCUACACCGCACAACACUACACUGCACAACGCUACACCACACAACGCUGGACUGCACCGCACAAUGUUACACAACACCGCACAAUGCUACACUAUAUCGUACAACGCUGCACCGCACUGCACAACACUACACCACGCCGCUCACUACAGCCCGCAGCGCUGCACAGGAAGGAUCCACCCCGCAGGUUCUGACUGGAAUCUCGUCACAUUCAAACCUUUUGCUGCUCAGAAAAUUAUCAUUAUUAAACACAUCUGGACAACUCAGAUCUGGUCCCAGCAUGUGGAUCCAGGACCUGGACCUGGACUCAGAUCUGGUCCCAGCAUGUGGAUCCAGGACCUGGACCUGGACUCAGAUCUGGUCCCAGCAUGUGGAUCCAGGACCUGGACC
Salarias fasciatus (jewelled blenny) is the source of this 2052-nucleotide messenger RNA. RefSeq names its product estradiol 17-beta-dehydrogenase 2-like. The record is from RefSeq and is a predicted model, not a curated record. Gene Ontology annotation, biological process: steroid metabolic process. The transcript has 5 exons. Gene Ontology annotation, cellular component: intracellular membrane-bounded organelle. Gene Ontology annotation, molecular function: oxidoreductase activity. Bases 60 to 1214 code for a protein of 384 amino acids. NCBI's taxonomy places the organism in Eukaryota, Metazoa, Chordata, Actinopteri, Blenniiformes, Blenniidae.